Molecule: messenger RNA, 405 nt
Organism: Lobosporangium transversale
Lineage: Eukaryota; Fungi; Mortierellomycota; Mortierellomycetes; Mortierellales; Mortierellaceae
Exons: 2
Coding region: 1-405 (134 amino acids)
Biological process (GO): activation of GTPase activity; nucleocytoplasmic transport
Cellular component (GO): nucleus; cytosol; perinuclear region of cytoplasm
Molecular function (GO): GTPase activator activity; small GTPase binding
Source: RefSeq, a predicted model, not a curated record
AUGUCUUUAUUACUACAUCUCUCUGCCACAAGUCCGACAGCUGACUGCACCUCCAUCUUCGAGACGUCCGAUCGGCCGGCAAAACAUUUUCGUUCUAUUUAUGACGAUUUCAACCACCUCAAUAACUAUUUCACAGCCGAGGAAGGAUCAUCAGUUAAUCAGAGCUCAAUUGGAGAUGAGGAAGCUGUGGCACUCUCAGAGGCACUCAAGAUUAACACUGCUUUGGCCACUUUGAACUUGAAUUACAAUUUAAUGUGGAGAGAGGGAGCCAUUGCAUUAUUAGAAGCACUGAAAGCUAAUACCGCUUUAAUUGCUUUAAGCAUGGAGGGGAACUCAAUUGGGGAUGUAGGUCCGACAUCAUCGGAUGUACUCGAGACUAACACGGCUUUGGCCUUUUAUAAAUAA